Messenger RNA from Pseudopipra pipra, 6463 nucleotides. RefSeq names its product transient receptor potential cation channel subfamily V member 3 (gene TRPV3). Gene Ontology annotation, cellular component: cilium; plasma membrane. Bases 2148 to 4511 code for a protein of 787 amino acids. Gene Ontology annotation, molecular function: protein binding; calcium channel activity. Gene Ontology annotation, biological process: osmosensory signaling pathway; actin filament organization; calcium ion import across plasma membrane. Lineage: Eukaryota; Metazoa; Chordata; Aves; Passeriformes; Pipridae. The record is from RefSeq and is a predicted model, not a curated record. The transcript is spliced from 20 exons.
CUGGAAUGAUUUUCCACAAGGCUGUUAGGUGAUAGUCACACACACUUACAGGCUAAUUCAUUUCUCUGUGUUGCUCAGCUGCAUAAAACAACCUCUUAUCUCACAGUUUAUGAGCAUAUUAUUUAAAUAAUUGCAAGUGCUACUCAGUUGCCUGGAGUGGUGUGAAAGCUCUUUGUACAUGUGUGUAGCAGCAGAGAUAUGAUCCCAGAACAAGUUUAACUUCACAGGUAAAUCUUCAUGUGGCUUUUCAACAUAAACUAUACUGCUAGCAUUGAAGACAUACACCUUCUUUUAAAACCACAGUCUCUGUGGGAUGUCUUGUGGAUUCUUCCCACAACAGAUCAACAACUCUGAGUCCUUUUCUGACAAUUUAAAUGCCCUUUUUCCACGGCGAAAAAUCAUGAAAUAUUCCUGUAAAUCAAUUAAAUACUAUGCUCGGUGGAAUUGGGCUGCUACUACUACUUGGAGUGCUCAGUGUUUUAAUACUUAAAUUGUGGAUUAUUUUUAAGGAGUGGGGAAUGGAAUGAUGACAGUAAGAAAUUUACAAUUAUUCUUGCUGUGACCUAAUGUUAAAAAUGCUUUCAGAUAAUGGCUCUUCCCCUUAGUGACUACCAGUUAGGGUACUGAAAAUCACAGAAUUAAAUACAAAAUCUGAAUAACUUCUAAUGUGGGUUUGACUGGGAUCAUGUCAUGUAUCAGCAGAGGAACAAAUGCAGCUCUGACUUGCUGAUGUCAGAUGGCAGAACUCCAAAUGCUCAAUCCCUCCCAUCUGGGGUUUCCUUCAUCUUGUUCAUUUUAGUUUCUAGUGAGUCUAGCACUUGCUAGGAAAAAAAAAAUAAUGCCAGAUAGGACUUCUGCUGCUUAUUUGUGCUGCACAGGCUAUCCAAUGCUAAUGUUUUUCAAGUAAUUUUUAAUAAGGGAUGCAUGUUAUUAACAUUCCCGACCCUUAUGGCAUCUCUUUGGUAGCUGGAGCAGCUGGCAAGUGCUGUAAAGCUCUAUAAAAUGGUCUACAUAGUCAUGAUAGACCCUAUUGCAAAACCCUCCAUAGCUUCUGGAAAAUGCUGGCCUUGUCAGAAACCUCAGGGUGGAGCAGGUCUGGGAACAUAAAGGUUGAGCAGGUUAAUGAUUAAAACUGUAAGAAAAUGUUUGCACGAGUGUGACUGUACUUCUGCCUCUCAUUUCCUGGCUCUUAAGCCUGUCCUUAAAAAUAGCUCAGUUCAGACUGAGCCUCAGUCCAGGCCAUCCUAUGGUUGGCACGGGAUGUCCUUGUCUGUUUUCAGGCAGAUCAGCUCCAAGCAGUCUGGGCUGCAGUUCCCUGAAUCUCACAGUUGCACAGGGAAGGCCACACUCAGGUUCAGUGAGUCAGGUCUGUCCUUGUAAUGCAACAAGAAGCUGUUAACACAGGGCAGGCAGGAUGGAGUGUAACCUGUGUGUGUGAACUGUCAACAGCUCACACAGUCUUCUGCACCUCUCCACAGGCAGGUUUGGAGCAGGGCUCUGCCUUUCUUGCUGUAGCUUGUCCCAGUUUUUCUCUUUGGAUAACUGCCACUACAUUAUAAAUAGACCACACUGCUAGGGCCUAUAUUCUGCUAAACCACACAGAUCUGGGUGCUUUCAGAUAUAGCUGCUUUCUGAGUUCAAAGUCCUGCUUGCUGCCAAACCCAUUUUCUCUCCUUAGCAAAAGAAUUUCUGUCGCUGUGGUUGAUGCCAGAGGUAAAGCAACAGUCCUCAAAUGCACCUUCACCCAGAUUUAAUGUAGCUUUGCCUCUUUUCACAUUUCUAUCCUCAGAGCGACUUCAAUUAAACAGUUUCUCGCAUUUUGUGUUGAGAUCUGAGCUGCUGCUCUCCCAGGCAGGAUGAAAUGGCAGGAUUCAGUCCCUUUUCCAGGUCAUUACACCAGCAGCUCCUGGGAAGCUGGUUCAUUACAGGGAACAGUGCAGUGCUCCUGGCAUUUCACACAGUGAGAUCUGAGGCAAAUGGAAUACCCAGCAGUCCUGGUUUUAAAGAUAUCGACUUCACAGGAAGAGUUUAGCUGCAGUUUAUGAGCUCUGGAUGUUGUUGCAGCAUCAGCAGGGCCCUGCUUUGAUCCUUGGGCCGUUCCGAGGCUCCUCGUCCCCGCCGGAAUGGAGGUGUCGUAAGCAGGGAACAUGAUUAAAGAUAACAACGAAGUUGUUCCACUAAUGGGCAAGAAAACAAAUCCAUCAGGAAUUCCCCCUUCAAACCAGCAAGAGAAAAAGGUGACUGAAAGCACUCCCACGAAGAAAAGUUCCCACUUUUUCCUGGAGAUUGAUGGUUUUGAAAGCAAUGCCACUCCAAAUAACACAUCUCCCCCUGUGUUUUCAAAACCAAUGGAUUCAAAUAUUCGUCCCUGUGCUUCUGGAAAUGGGGAAGACAUGGAUUCCCCACAGUCUCUUCAGGAUGAUGCCACUGAGUAUAGUCCUAAUGUGGACAGUUGCUGUGCUAACAUAUCCCAAGGACCUGAGCAGACCAGUGCCAGGAAGAAGCUGAAGCGAUUCCUAUUCCGGGCAGUGUCGGAGGGGAACGUGGAGGAGCUGCAGUGUCUGCUCGGGGAGCUGAAGGAGCGAUCCAGGGCCUGCACAAACAUGACUGUGCCAGAUUAUCUGAUGAAAAAAUUCACAGCUUCAGAUACCGGCAAAACUUGUCUGAUGAAAGCUCUGCUGAACAUCAACGAGAACACAAAUGAGAUAGUGAAUAUGCUCCUGUCCUUUGCAGAAGAAAAUGGUAUUCUGGAGAGAUUUAUCAAUGCAGCUUACACAGAAGAGGCAUAUAAAGGCCAGACAGCUCUAAAUAUUGCCAUUGAGAGGAGACAGUACGAAAUAACCCAGAGCCUCAUAGAAAAAGGAGCUGAUGUCAAUGCUCAUGCCCAGGGUAUUUUCUUUAAUCCCAAACAUAAGCAUGAAGGCUUUUAUUUUGGUGAAACUGCCCUGGCAUUAGCUGCCUGUACCAACCAACCAGACAUAAUUCAACUGUUAAUGGACAAUGCCAGGACUAAUAUUUCUUCUCAGGAUUCCAGAGGAAACAAUAUCCUCCAUGCAUUAGUUACUGUGGCAGAGGACUCCAAAACUCAGAAUGAUUUUGUAAUCAGAAUGUAUGAUAUGAUAUUGUUGAAAAGUAAAGACAAAAAUUUGGAAACAACAAAGAAUAAGGAGGGUUUGACACCACUACAGUUGGCUGCAAAAACUGGGAAAUUAGAGAUUCUGAAAUACAUCCUGAGCAGAGAGAUCAGAGAGAAGCCGAACAGGAGCCUGUCAAGAAAAUUCACAGACUGGGCUUAUGGUCCUGUUCAGUCUUCUCUGUACGACCUGACAGAACUGGACACCACUGCAGACAACUCAGUGCUGGAAAUCAUUGUCUAUAACACAAAUAUUGGUAAUCGUCAUGAAAUGCUGACUUUGGAGCCUCUGAAUUCCCUCCUGAGAAUGAAAUGGAAGAAGUUUGCACGACACAUGUUUUUUAUGUCGUGCUGUUUUUAUUUCCUGUACAAUGUAACUUUAACAUUAGUUUCCUACCACAGGCCUAAUGAAAAUAAAGCUCCACCUUAUCCACUUGCUCUGACACGUGGAGUGGGAUGGCUGCAGUUGUCAGGACAGGUGAUGGUUAUGUUAGGAGCAAUAUUUUUAGCUAUUAAAGAGAGUGUAGCCAUCUUUCUGCUCAGGCCCUCAGACCUGCAGUCAAUUCUCUCUGAUGCCUGGUUCCACUUUGCAUUUUUUAUACAAGCUUUGCUUGUGAUCUUCUCUGUCUUUUUGUACUUGUUUUCCUACAAAGAACACCUCGUGUGUCUUGUUUUGGCAAUGGCCCUUGGAUGGGCCAAUAUGCUCUAUUUCACCAGAGGUUUCCAGUCCAUGGGCAUUUACAGUGUGAUGAUUCAAAAGGUCAUCCUGCAAGAUGUGAUAAAAUUCUUAGUUGUCUAUAUCGUGUUUUUGCUGGGAUUUGGCGUAGCUCUUGCUGCCUUGAUUGAGACCUGCCACGAGGGCGGCGAAUGCCAUUCCAACAGCAGCCUGGGACCUGUGCUGAUGGAUCUCUUCAAGCUCACCCUGGGACUGGGGGAUCUGGAGAUCCAGCAAAACUCCAAGUAUCCUGUCCUGUUUCUUCUGCUCCUCAUCACUUUUGUUGUGUUGACUUUUGUUCUCCUCUUGAACAUGCUGAUUGCGUUGAUGGGAGAAACAGUGGAGGAUAUUUCUAAAGAGAGCGAGCACAUCUGGAAACUCCAGAGAGCCAGAACUAUUUUGGAAUUUGAAAAAUUCUUGCCAAAAUGUUUGAGGAAAAAAUUCCAACUGGGGGAGCGGUGUAAAGUGGCUGAAAACGACACCAGGGUGUGUUUAAGGAUUAAUGAAGUGAAAUGGACCGAGUGGAAAACACAUGUUUCAUUUAUUAAUGAAGAUCCAGGGCCAACAGAUCCAAGCAAAAUUCAAGAUAAUUCAAGAACUAAUAGCAAAAACACCUUGAAUACGUUUGAAGAAAUGGAUGAUUUGCCUGAAACUUCCGUUUAGCUUGUGCUGUAUUUGAUAUGUGGCUGUUCUGAAGGUUAAAAAGCAUCAGCAGUGGAUGCUGAAAGCUUUGUGGAUGUUUUGGACAGCUGUAACCAGCUGAAACACGAACUUUCAGUGACACAGUCUGAUGGCUUGAACCCAUUUAAUCAGGGCAGCUGAGCUGAAAUAAAAUGGACUAUUCACUGGUUCAGUUUUGAGCCUCUCAAACCGUUGCUGUCCAAGUUUGUGACGCUACUCAAACUUGGCUCUAGAUGUUUAACUGGAUAAAAAAGGUCAAAUGUGAGAUAUUUCUUCCUUUUGUGGAAAAUUAAGGUCAUCGUGAUCCCAAUCUGCUGGUUUUUUGGAAUCUCUAACUCAUGAGAAACUCAUUUUGUACUCUGAACAAAGUUAAGUUCUUGACAUGGAGCAAAGAAAAGCAUUUCAGUUCUGAAGACGACUAAAUGAAGUAUGUUAUUUUGAAAUAACCAAGUUCUGGAUGCAUUUGCAGCUUUUGCAUUGACUGUCAGUGUUAUUGGAGGCUCAGUCCCACAAGUUGGAGAAGCCUCUUCAGGUCCCAGUAGCUUUGCCUGAUCUGUUUUCCUCUGUGCAGUCCCCAGGGUAUAAUGUGGUGUUUACUGCUCUUUAUUUAUUACUAAGUGUUUGUGUCUCCCCAUAAAAUAAUAGGGCAGAAAUAUCACUCAUGAUGGAGGAUAUUUCUGACUUUGUCCCACUCAUGUUGUCUUUACUUUUCCUCCUUGGCUUUUCCAUGCUGUUGCAUCUUGCUGCAUAAAAUAAGUUAUUGCCUUGGAAGUUCUUCUGAAUUCAUUUCUGCAUUCAACCACUUCAGGAGAAUAAGUCAGUAUUUCUUCCCAAAAUGAACAGAAUAAGUUCAGUGCAAUGCAAUUGCAGACUUGUUUUUAUUCAGAGAACUAUGUAAUGCAUUUCUGUGGCACUUUUUAUUUCACCACCUGUGAUGACCUAGUACUAUGAAUUAUAUUUUUAGUUUUCUAUUUCAUGUGUAAACAUAAAAAGAAAUAUUUGUUCUAUGUACUUUUAAAUUUCAAUUAAUACAUGAUGUGUAUUCAGUGUCAUGGCUUUUCAUCAGAUCUGUUCACGUGGUGCCUGUUUUAAAGGUGCUGUUUUAGGCAAGGCUCGGGGGAACUCAGUUCUGUCUUUGAAUGAUAAUAAGAAUUGCAUUGGAUUUUACAGCCAAGCCUGCUGUGGGCAAAAUGAUCCCAAGGACUUUCUUACCCCAGAAGAGAGCGUGAGGGAAGGACAGCACAGAGCUGUUUGCAGGGAUUGGGAACGUGGCUCUCACUGCCCAACCAGCCUCCUACAGAUGCUGAAUCCUGUGUUUCCUACCACGGAUGGAUGGGAUCCAGUGGAAACCUUCAGUUAUGUUUGUACAGGGCAGAGGAAUUUGAGGGGAAGGACCUUCACAGACCAUAUAAUACCUGACCAUUGUUUGCCUUUCUUAGUAGGAAAUGGGAGUAUGAGAAGAAAAAUUCCUGUGGUCUUGGAAUCUUUCAUCUUUGCUGGUUAAUUCUGCAUCGAAACUGCCAACGAAGGAUUUUGCCUUAGGACUCCACAGUUCUGUUUGGAUCCUUUUCAGUGCCAGUUCUUGUACAAAGGAAAAAAAAAAUACCUCUUCACACAUACUCAGGAGCCAGAGAGACCCGUGUUUCUGUGGGUUGUCACUGAACACAGGCUGAGGAGGAUGUGCUGUGCCAGUGUCCAGGUACAAAACCGAAUGGACAAACUGAGGAAGGAGCUGAGGGGCUGUUUCUAAAAGUUCUUACUGAGGAAAUACCCUCCUUGUGUGGCCCCAGAGCUCUGGCAGAUCACACAGACUGGCUCCUGUCUCGAGGCUCUCACCAAGGACACUGUGAAUGAUGACUGGAGCAGGUGGUUCUGUGCUUUUUAUACAAAAAUGUUUAUUUAAAUUAAAGAAAUAAAACUUGUAACUCAAUAAA